Messenger RNA from Lobosporangium transversale, 779 nucleotides. RefSeq lists its product as hypothetical. Lineage: Eukaryota; Fungi; Mortierellomycota; Mortierellomycetes; Mortierellales; Mortierellaceae. The transcript is spliced from 3 exons. The coding region runs from base 93 to 611 and encodes 172 amino acids. The record is from RefSeq and is a predicted model, not a curated record.
CUGUGCUCUUUCUCUAUUUACUUUGCCAACUUCUUUUUGCAUGUGCUUGCCAGCCUUUUGAUUUGAAGAUAUAAAAAGAGGCUGACAUUAAAAUGGUUAAUAACAUUAGUAAAAAAAAGUGCCUUCUUUCCUCUUUUCUCCCACUUACCUUGCAACACUCAAGUUGCUCUGCACAGACUUAUCUCAAAAUCGAGAGUCAAUCCUCGUGUCCGCAACAACGUAUUUGCUCAUAUUUAACAUAUACCCCAUUCCACACCACCACCAGGUCUAAUACUUCUGAAGACUUGAACAUUUACAAACACAUUCUUCGCUCUCUUUUCCAAAGAUACCUCAAUUCAACCUUACAGCGAUCUUACGAUAAACACACCAUGGCCACAUUUGCCACUGCUCUUGUUCCCGCUUCAAUUGCAACCGUACCAGAAGCAGCACCUUUAGAGACACAAAUCCUCCCAAUCGGGGACCAUCCUAGUGCGGCUUUCAAUAGUUCACAUGGCAAGUACACUAUCCUUUUAGCCUGGCUUGCGCUUGUCUGUCCCUAUCAGCUUAAAACAGAGCAGUUAAUAAGAUUUGCUUGUCUGAGUGUAACACAAAAAACAAAAAUGAAGGAAUAAGCUUGGACCCAUUUGCCAUUUGAUUAUGCAAUUAACUUUUUUUCCAUUUUUAAUUACGCAUUCAACUGAAAUACAGCCAUUUUGAACAAGCCGCACCCAGCUACUCGCUCCGACAGUGGCGCCUCUUUUCUAAGUCAAGCCACGAAUGGUGGGUUCUGUGUUGAACUU